This is a messenger RNA of Fusarium coffeatum, 1338 nucleotides long. RefSeq lists its product as uncharacterized. The coding region runs from base 1 to 1338 and encodes 445 amino acids. Lineage: Eukaryota; Fungi; Ascomycota; Sordariomycetes; Hypocreales; Nectriaceae. The record is from RefSeq and is a predicted model, not a curated record. The transcript is spliced from 8 exons.
AUGCCGCGGAAGCGGGGUAUGCCGACAUCAAAGACUCCUGGGCGUCAAGUCAAGAGCAAUCCAACAAGGGGUGGACAGCCACUCUCGAUAUCGACUGCUGCGGCUGUCGGGGUUAUUGCUAUCGCAGCACUGAUUCCUUGGAAGUUGGGUCUCUUCGAUGGAAUACAAAGCAAGACUGCUGUUACCGAUCUGAAAGGGCUACCAGACAAAGCCCAGAUAAUUGACCAAAGAAGAUUCAACGUCCUGGAACGCGUUGCGCCACCGAAUGAAGCCAAUGCUACAACAAGGUUUCUGUGGCCGGGUGUCACGCAUGAGUCCCUCCUCGAACGACCUUUCCAUGUCUAUGAUGCAGAAUUCCUGGAUAUCAUUGGGAAGAAUCCAAGCGUAACACUGCUUGCCACUUCGGAGAAAGACCCUCUCUUCCAUGAGGCCGUCGUAUGGUACCCGCCCACUGAAGAAGUGUUCUUUGUCCAGUCAGCUGGCUCUCCGGAUGCAGGAACCGGCCUAGAUAAAUCUUCUAUUAUCCAAAAGAUCUCUCUGGCUGACGCUGAAGGCAUGAAACAUGGGUCGCAUACACAAAGUGAGGUUGAAAUAACGAUCGUGGACUCAAAGCCACAAGUCAUAAACCCCAAUGGCGGAACCAACUACAAAGGCCAGAUUAUCUUUGCGGGCGAGGGUCAAGGAGAGAACAUACCUUCCGCCCUUUACUUGAUGAACCCCAAGAAGCCCUACAACGCAACAGUCCUCGUGAACAACUACUUCGGGAGGCAGUUUAACUCCAUUAACGACGUCUCCGUCAAUCCACGUAACGGCCAUAUCUAUUUCACUGACACGAUGUAUGGCUACUGGCAGCACUUCCGUCCUGAGCCGGGCCUGCGUAAUCAAGUCUAUCGUCUUGAUCCCGAGACUGGGGCUUUGACUAUCGUAGCAGACGGCUUCGCUGCUCCGAAUGGUAUAACGUUCUCUCCCGACGGGAUGCACGCAUAUAUCACAGACACGGGUCUGAGUAACUCUCUGUUUGGGACUAAUCCCACCUAUCCUGCAUCGAUCUACCGCUUUGAUGUUCAGAAGGACGGUUCCUGGGACAAUCGUAAGACGUUCGCAUACGUACACGCCCGCUUACCCGAUGGCAUCCACUGCGACUCAAAGGGUAAUGUUUAUGCAGGCUGUGGUGAUGGUGUCCAUGUCUGGAACCCAUCAGGGAAACUCAUCGGGAAGAUUUACACUGGUAUGAAUGCAGCGAACUUUCAGUUCGCAGGAAAGGGACGUAUGGUGAUCAUGGGCAGGACAAAAUUGUUCUAUGCAACUCUUGCUGCUUCUGGGGCUUCUUUGAGUUGA